AUGGCUUUUCAACUGGAUGAUCUUCUUCGAGACGACAAAAGAGAUGGAAAUUUGAUUCCGGACUUAAGCAAAGCAACGUGUAAUUCACAAGAAGAGUUUCGGCGUCUUCGCGAGCGUUGUCCUGAGUAUAAAAUCAAACCCGAAAAGGUAAAGCGCGAAGAUAUCAAAGUACGCGACAAAGAUUUUUCAUGGAGAACAACCAAAAAGGAAUUAAAGUCGAUGGAACGAGAAUGGGGGUAUGGUGAUCCAAUUCCUCCGGAUAUGAGGAGUCUGAAUCUUCACGAACUUCAACAAGUUGCUAUCGACUGGAGAAUGUUGACACCAUUGAGGCCAAAGUUGAGACAAGAUGAAGAAAUGUUUUCACGAUUGGUGGAAAUGGGUAAAAUGGAAAUUAAAACGCUGUCAAAAGAACGACGUAGAAUGUCAAUAAGUCCUAUAAGACGCACAAAAACUCGUGUUGGUAUAAUCGAAAGUAGUGUAAAAAUUUGUGGUGAAUGCGGAGAAGAAUUUUGUUUUGGCGAAUCUUGCGGAGAUAUUUUAUAUGAUUCAUUUAUACGAGUUACUGUUGCAGCAGUACAAACUAAAGCUAAAGUAUCCGAAGAUACUGCAGCUAUUAUUGCGAAUAUGAGCAAUGGUAAAGGUAAAAAUAAAAAGAAAAAAAGUGCUAGAGGUAAACUCGCUGUACAAGUUAAGAGAACUACUAAAUUAGCUGGAAGAAGAAAAAUAAAAAAAAAUAAAACGAGUGAAACGAAAGCAGGUACUAAUUUAAAAAGCCAAGAUAAAAAUGAUGUUAAAAUUAAGAAAUUUAAAAGAAAAUGUAGUAAAUUUAACAAAAAAGGUGGAUUGUCACCAAAAUAA
Molecule: messenger RNA, 858 nt
Organism: Cotesia congregata
Lineage: Eukaryota; Metazoa; Arthropoda; Insecta; Hymenoptera; Braconidae
Source: the annotation of a GenBank genome assembly